AUGGCGGUGGAACAUCAACUGCAAGCAAUAGUGGAAAAGUUGUAUAGUGAAUCUGUGCAGGAGCAGGGUAAGCUGCUUGGCAUUGGAAACCUGCUUCAAGACCUGCAUACGCAUUUUAGGAUGGUCCAUGGGAGGAUCUGUGGCAUCAACAACAGUGCAAUUCUCAUGAUCAAUGCCAACGACGAGCAACACCACCAGCUUGUUCAGAAGCUCUGGUCUCUCACACUUGACAUUGAUGACAUGCUCAACAAGGUCUCUUGCUAUCUAACAAAAACAAGGGUCCUCCCAAUUCAGGUACACAGAUUGUUCAUCCUUAAACGUCUCCCUUUUCGACGCCUCAUUGUCCGUAAGAUCGAACAAUCAAUAGUUGCGUUGCAAGAAUGCUAUGCACAGACAUAUAGAAUACGACUCCCAGCUAGGCAUAGAGACACCAGCGCACCUAUGGCUUGCCAACGAGCACAUAGCAUAGGACCAGAGGGCAUCCUAGGAAGGGAAAAGGAAGUGAGUGAUGUUCUAAGAAUGAUGCAAGCUGAUCACGGCGAAGCUGGCCUGUCAGUGAUUCCCAUAACUGGAAUGGCUGGAAUUGGGAAGACAGCCCUUGCUCAGUUAGUGUUCUCACAUCCAUGGGUUAUCAAGACAUUUGGUGAUGACCGAAUUUGGGUUUUGGUAUCGAAGUUGCCACCACGGCUAGUUCCAAUCAGAAAGAUGAUCGCUGACGCAUGUUGUGGCGUGCCCUCGCUACUACUCAGUGCAUCAAACAAGCUCAAGAGCAUACGGAAGACUGAAGUUGCUUGGCAGCAUGUCCUGAGCAGAUUUGACCUAGUCUUCUACAAAGAUGCACUUCUGUUGGAUGCAACUUUCGUCAGUUAUCAACAAGUACCUUCCAAUAUCCAGCAAUGCUUUCUUUAUUGUUCAUUGUUCCCAAUUCAUAGCUUUACUCCUGAACAGUUGACUGAAAUGUUUGUUGCUGAUGACCUCACUAAACUUUCAAGAAGCAAAUCUGACCUGCAUAUGUACUUCUCCAAGAUAAUGAUAGAACACUACUAUAUUGUAGUGCAGAAACCUCGACAAAGAGAAAACGCUAUUUAUAAGAUGCACCCUGGGAUACAACUUCUUGCGCAAAGGAUUAGCAGGGGAUUUCACUCUGCAAUAGAUGCACGGAAGGAAUUAGUUUGGCCUGCGGAAAAUGCAGGCAAUGCUCGGUGCCUCUCCUUACUUGUUGACUCCAAGACAAGCAAGCUUCCAACAGAAUUGUUUGAAAUGGGAAAUUUGAGGACACUAAUCUUGCUCGGAGAUGAAAAUAUGCUUUUGUCUGACAAUAAAUGCUCAAUCACAGACAUCCCAGAAGAAUUCUGCAAAUGUCUGACAGCUAUGCGUGUACUGCAUAUGCAAUCUUGCAGGAUCAAGAGAGUACCUAAGGCAAUUGAUAUGCUUAAAAAAUUAACUUAUCUUAAUCUCUCUCACAGUGAAAUUGAGACAAUACCAGAUUCGAUUUGCAACCUUCAGCUUUUGACGCACUUCAACCUUGCACGCACUGAGAUUGCUGAAAUGCCAGAAUCAGUUGGAAAGAUGCAAACUUUGCAGGUGUUGGAUCUAUCUCAUUGUGAAAAACUACUUAGUUUGCCCGAAUCUAUAAGCAAACUUGUGAAUCUUCAAAUUCUAAACCUUGAAGGCUGUCAUUACCUCACUAUUUUACCAAGAAGCAUGAAAAACUUGGGAAGUCUUGCCUACCUAAACGUUCUUGAAUGCCCUUUACUAACUCAAAUGCCCUGUCAGAUGAACCAACUCACAAACCUCAAGAUAUUGCCAAGGUACAUUGCAGUGGAAAAUCACGAGCAUACCAUCUCAGAGUUGUGCCCCUUAGCUGGUUUGAAGGAACUCGGUAUAUGCAACAUGGAAAAUGCUUCUUAUGGUGAUGCAAGGAAUGUAAUCCUGCAUAAUAAACACAAGCUCGAGUCAUUGACAUUAAGUUGGACCAGAAGCUGUGGAGAUCAUACGACUAGUUCAAAAGCACAGCAAAUACUUGAACUUCUCAAGCCAAACUGUGGUUUGAAAGUGCUAUGCAUUUUCUCAUAUCCAGCAAAGAAGCUUCCAUCAUGGAUAACAAACAUGCGACCGUACUUAAAAUCACUUACUGAGAUCAAGCUAGUUAAUUUGGCAUGUGAAUGCCUACCUCCAUUGGGGCAAUUACCUCUUCUCAAGAUUGUUGAAUUAUGUGGAAUAGAUGCUGUCACGUGUGUAGGUGACGAAUUCUAUGGGGAUGAUGGCACAUUCACCUCACUUGAGAAACUCUCAUUCAUUCACAUGCACAACCUAGAAGUAUGGCUUCCAUCAGAGAGAGAAGCACUUUUCCCAAACCUUCAAGAAAUUACUAUCACCCAAUGCCCAAAAUUCACUGCAGUACAUGUGAAAUUCCCAGUUGUCAAAAGCUUAAUCUUGUUGAUGAACAAUGAGAAAUUGAUUGGAUCUAGAGGAGCACUAGAAGGUUUCUCUCAGAACCUGAAAUAUCUGUCGGUUUCCCUAUAUGACGGGUUAUCAGAGUGUUCAGAAUCAUUUGUCAUUCCUCCGAACCUUGACAAUAACAGCAUGCAGAAAUUUGGAAACUUUGCCAGAAUGGCUGAAGAAUAUCACCUCUCUCAGAUUCUUGUGCAUAUCUGA
This is a messenger RNA of Oryza brachyantha (malo sina), 2658 nucleotides long. RefSeq names its product putative disease resistance protein RGA1. NCBI's taxonomy places the organism in Eukaryota, Viridiplantae, Streptophyta, Magnoliopsida, Poales, Poaceae. Gene Ontology annotation, molecular function: protein binding; ADP binding. The record is from RefSeq and is a predicted model, not a curated record. Bases 1 to 2658 code for a protein of 885 amino acids. The transcript is spliced from 3 exons.